Messenger RNA from Cynoglossus semilaevis (tongue sole), 3955 nucleotides. It is a transcript of the gene plat, whose product is annotated as plasminogen activator, tissue. The transcript has 15 exons. The record is from RefSeq and is a predicted model, not a curated record. NCBI's taxonomy places the organism in Eukaryota, Metazoa, Chordata, Actinopteri, Pleuronectiformes, Cynoglossidae. Gene Ontology annotation, molecular function: serine-type endopeptidase activity. The coding region runs from base 585 to 2414 and encodes 609 amino acids. Gene Ontology annotation, biological process: plasminogen activation; smooth muscle cell migration.
GUUUCUUCAUGUUAGCUAUGGCUAAGCUAAUUAUCCUAGCUAUCGAGCUAAUGUAGCUAUAUUUAUCCAACUGUUGUCUAUUGCAGGCUAACUUCCGAGUAACUUUUGCCAAAAAAGUGUUGACUAUCACUAUAUUAAAAAUUAUCAAUGUUCUAUGGAAACCCUUAUCGAGCAAAAAACCCUCAAAUAUUAGAGGUUUCAUUCGGUCCAGUGCCCCGUUAAUGUUGUAACCUUGGCUACUAUAACAGCUCGAGUGCAUCGUCACCCGGCACCGCUCGUCAGGAAUCGGCCUCACCCAUCCCUGCUACAUCCUAAUCAUCACGGUCUUCAUCCUCAUCUUCCGGCCGGGUCAGCCUCACUUCCCUGCUGAGGUCACAGGACCCCUCCCUCCUUCUGCUCCCCUUUCUGUCUCCUCUUCCUCCUCCUCCUCCUGGAGCGGAGCGAUAAAAGCUGGACUCGCACAGAUAUGCCAGUGCAGUCAAGAGCGACUGAUCCCAGAGAGGCUGACAGACUGAGUAGUAACCGCUGUACAAGUCUUUAUAUCAGAUUGAAGACCACUUUGUUUGAACACCACUUUGGAAAACAUGACCAGACUACUCGAACUGAUAACUCUACUUUCUAUUCUCUGCUGGUGCCUAGCGGACAAUGUGCAGCUGCUCCGCUCUAAGAGAGGCACUCGCUUUUACAGAGGUGAGCCUGUCAGGCAUCCAGCUAAGUCGGCACUUUUGAUUAUUCGUGUCCAGAAGUCUACGUCUUCCUUUGAAACCUCCUUGACAUGUGUGGAUAGUCAGAGAGUGGCAGUGCGUAGUUAUCGGGAGACUUGGCUACGAUGGAGGGGACAGCGUGUGGAGUAUUGUCGUUGUGCUUUAGGAGGACAAGAGCGUUGUCAUAUUGUGCCUGUCACCAAUUGCUACGUGUCCCAGUGUUAUAACGGAGGACUCUGUAAGGAGGCCGUACACACCUCUGAUUAUAUUUGUCAGUGUCCGGCAGGCUUCAGUGGGAAUCAGUGUGAGAUCAACAACAACGAGAAGUGCAUUGUGGGCCAGGGUGAAGGAUAUCGUGGGUCAUGGAGCAUCAGCCACACUGGAGCGGCAUGCAUUAACUGGAACGCCACAUCUCUGAGAGGGAGACGGUUCACAGCUAUGAAGGCAGACGCCAGCAUUCUGGGCCUGGGAAAUCACAACUUCUGCAGGAAUCCUGACGGUGACAACACUCCUUGGUGUUACGUCUAUAAAAACACUCAGAUCGUGUGGGAGUUCUGUUCUUUGCCCAAGUGCACAGAAGAUAAAUACCAAGAAUGUGUCCGAAGCUCUGGUCAAGCAUACAGAGGCACGAAGUCUGUCACCAAGAGUGGCUCUCAGUGUCUCCCAUGGGACUCUCCUAUUCUGAAGAGGAAGCUCUACAACGCCUGGAGGUCAGAUGCCCUCGAGCUGGGUCUGGGCAGUCACAAGUCCUGCAGGAAUCCAGAUGGUGAUGAAGGCCCCUGGUGCCACACCUUCAGGAACAUGCAGCUGACCUGGGAGCUGUGUGACAUACCUAAAUGCUCAAGGCGUAACUCUAUCAUGAGCACUCUUGGCCCACGUGCUCCAACCACCAACAACAACAACAACAUAGCCUCGUGUGGCCAGCGUUUGGAUAACUCCCUGAAUCGCCCUUCAUUCCGUAUUUUUGGGGGAAGACAGAGCGACAUCAAAGAUCAGCCGUGGCAGGCAGCCAUCAACGUUUUCCACGCCCGACGCAAGAUGCACUUCCACCGAUGUGGAGGAGUCCUCAUCGACUCCUGCUGGGUCCUCUCCGCUGCUCACUGCUUUGAGGCGAAAGAUAAAGCUGAAAAACUGGAAGUGAUUUUGGGAAGGACCUUCAGAAAAGAGAACUCCAGCAGUGAGCAGAUCUUCAAGGUGGAGAAAUAUUGGAUGCAUGAGAAAUUUGACAACGAAUCAUUCGACAAUGACAUUGCUCUAUUGAAGCUGAAGACGGACAUCGGCAUCUGUGCCAUAAAUUCUCCAGAGGUUUUUCCAGUCUGCCUCCCUAAGCCCGACCUGAAGCUGCCCAGCUGGACUCAGUGUGAGAUCUCAGGAUAUGGAAGAGAAAGAGAAUUUUCUGCAGAAUAUUCCGAGCGCGUGAAGAGAGGUUACGUGCGACUUUGGCCUAACGAGCGAUGUGUUCCUGGUGUGCUGUCAGGACGCCUGGUCACGUCCAACAUGCUGUGUGCAGGUGACACUCGAGGCCUCGACGACGCCUGCAAAGGAGACUCUGGUGGUCCUCUUGUCUGCCAACACAACAACAGUAUGACUCUGAUGGGUGUGAUCAGCUGGGGCGAUGGGUGCGGGCAGAGGGACAAACCCGGUGUGUACACCCGUGUCACCAACUACAUUAGCUGGAUCAAUGAGAAAAUGAAGGCCAGCCCAGUCUAGAGUGAGACCGACUGUAGAGUCGCGUUGUUGGACGACUGUUACCAUUUACAGAAUGGUUUAAACAGCAGAAAGAGAAACAAUUGUCUCUGUGCACAGGACACUCUCGACUAUGGUUUGUGUGACGGGGGUUUUCAACCGGCAUCUUCUGUUCAGAUCAGAGUUUGCCUUUGUUGUUUUGUGCAUCUUUUCUAUUUUUAAUUUUUUUAUACACGAUCCAAAGCACAGAUGUAAACUCUGGCCUGGCUGUGUCACUGUCAUACUGUCUUUCUUAGUCUUCAGUGUUUUUGUUACACUGCCACCUUCAGGAGACUGUGAGUUAACGAUAAGCAAUAAGAGCAUUUUUCCUCAGUCCCUGCUGACUGGAUCUGUGCCGCAGUAGAAAAAGUCAGAUCUGACAUUAGCAGCGUUGACUGUUAACACAAGCAUUCAUUUGCACAGUACAUAAUAGUCAUCAAAGAAUGUUGAUUUUUUUAUUACUUUCAUACAGAUCAUUCAUCAAUGAAUUGUUUUUUUUUUCUAUCAGAUGAUUUCUUUAUAAUCAGUCUCACUGCAUUUGUCUAAUGUGAGGUCAGUGUGAGGUUUCUAGCCAAGUGAAUCUGCUGGUUCAGAUUCUGUUCACCUUUGUUGUAUUGUCUGUGUGAUGCCGUUAGUGCCUGGGGGACAUAUGUGGACACAGUUUAACAUUUCAGAGGAGAAACUCACUCCUGCUUUACAGCAGGAAGGUCACUGGUUCGAUCCCAGGUGUUAACUGAUGGUGUUUUACCUCCCAAGUAUUCCACUUCUUCCCAGAGUCUGAAAACUACAUUAUUUAGAACAUUGUUUCCCAAAGACUGGGUCAUGAACCUCAGGUGGGUCGCAAGAGAUUUUUUCUCUCGCAUCAUGUUUUACCAAUAAUGUCUAUUGACUUGGGUCACGAAGGUUUGUGACUUUUAAAAUAUGGGUCCCCAGAAAAAAAGUUUUGGAAACACAGAUUUAGACGCUCUCUAUCUGGCCCUUAGUAAGACUUUGGGUGUCAGUGGUUGUUUGUCUCUACAUGUGGGCCGUGGGACUGGAGAGCCGUUUAGUGUGAACUCCACCUUGAACCCCUUAACUCUUAACUCAACCGGCUCUUCCUCUCCUCCAACAAAAAACCCAUUUGGUCCUGCUGACAGCACUUCUCCACCGGAGCACCUGAGAUGAGCCCACGACAAAUAAAUAAAUAAAUAUAUAUAUGUAUAUGUAUAUAUAUACAUAUAUAUGUCUGUAUAAAUAUAUAUAACAUACAUAGGGGUCUGUAAAUUGUCUGAUGUUGAUUUUAUAUUAAAACGAUAACGAACUGUUUUCUGUUCUCCAUGAAUUUGCUUACUGACUGCAAACCAAACAAAAACUUCUGUGAGGGAACCUUAAGAGAACCUGCGUUUUUUUACAUGUUUUGUGCAAAGUUAAUAUUUAUAUCUAUUUCAUAUUGUUGUUGUGUUUGUACACUGUUAACUGUAGGAUAGCUUAUUUAUUGUCAUGAUAACCACAUUUUAUUAACGUGAAAUAAAUAUCUUUUGGAAUAA